This is a messenger RNA of Cyanistes caeruleus (blue tit), 556 nucleotides long. Lineage: Eukaryota; Metazoa; Chordata; Aves; Passeriformes; Paridae. The record is from RefSeq and is a predicted model, not a curated record.
AGGAUUCCCAUGGAUUCCCACGAAUUCCUGAGGAUUCCCCACAAAUUCUCAUGGAUUCCCCACAAAUCCCUCAGGAUUCCCCGCGAAUUCCCAAAAAUUCCCGAGGAUUCCCAAGGAUUCCUGAGGAUUCCCACGAAUUCCCAUGGAUUCCCACAAAUUCCUGAGGAAUCCCCACAAAUCCCUCAGGAUUCCUUGCGAAUUCCUGAAAAUUCCCGAGGAUUCCCACGAAUUCCCAAGGACUCCCCACAAAUCCCUCAGGAUUCCCGCGAAUUCCCGAAAAUUCCUGAGGACUCCCCACAAAUCCCUCAGGAUUCCCGCGAAUUCCCGAAAAUUCCUCAGGAUUCCCACAAAUCCUUCAGGAUUCCCCGCGAAUUCCCGGAAAUUCCCGAGGAUUCCCAUGGAUUCCCACGAAUUCCUGAGGAUUCCCCACAAAUUCUCAUGGAUUCCCCACAAAUCCCUCAGGAUUCCCCGCGAAUUCCCGGAAAUUCCCGAGGAUUCCCAUGGAUUCCUGAGGAUUCCCCACCAAUCCCUCAGGAUUCCCCGUGAAUUCCCCAAA